This is a messenger RNA of Rhagoletis pomonella (apple maggot), 925 nucleotides long. It is a transcript of the gene zuc, whose product is annotated as mitochondrial cardiolipin hydrolase. The transcript is spliced from 4 exons. The coding region runs from base 1 to 816 and encodes 271 amino acids. Gene Ontology annotation, molecular function: RNA endonuclease activity producing 5'-phosphomonoesters, hydrolytic mechanism. Gene Ontology annotation, cellular component: mitochondrion. Gene Ontology annotation, biological process: piRNA processing. The record is from RefSeq and is a predicted model, not a curated record. Lineage: Eukaryota; Metazoa; Arthropoda; Insecta; Diptera; Tephritidae.
AUGUUGGAAAAUCGGGUGUUGCGCUACACUUUUUAUAGCCUGACUGCAGGCAUAUCGACAGUGUUGUUGUCAGAAAUUGUAUAUCGUGGCUAUUUGUACGUGCGCGAACGAUUGUGGCGUCGCGAUGCAUCUGACGACGAAGUGGCCGAAGUCAUCUGGACGAAUGAGCUGACACAAGGUUGUGCAGGUGGACACAUACUGAAAUCUCCAUCCGAGCGCAAGAGCCCUACGCAAGAGAGCCCUACAAGUGGCAUGGUCGAGAAUGGGCAUAUUGCCAAACUACCAACUCCAACUGCAAGUGCUAGUCCUUCGUGUAAAAAUCGCUUUUGUGCUGCUAACAAUGUCGGGCGACUAAUUUCGUUAAUUGAUAAAUCAAAAUAUACAAUUGAUCUGGCCAUGUAUACGUUUACAUCCUACGAUCUGUCGCAGGCAUUUCUGCGAGCUAUUCGCAGAGGAGUGUCUGUGCGCAUCAUAAGUGACAACGAAAUGGUGUACUCCAGUGGCUCACAGAUUAUAGCAUUGACGAAGGCAGGUGUACCAGUUCGCUGUCCUUUGACCACAAUGCUGAUGCAUCAUAAAUUUUGCCUACUUGAUGGUCCGAAGCGCGCCCGCUCUGUUUUAGCCAACGUCGGCAAAACUUAUGAUUCAAAAAAUGUUAAGGGCAUCGUCAUGUCAGGCUCAUUAAACUGGACGAUGCAGGGCUUUGGUGGUAACUGGGAAAACAUUGUAAUCAGCUCGAAUAAAAUGCUGUUGGAACAAUUCGAGGAUGAAUUUCAACGCAUGUGGUUGGCAUUCGCACCACGAACAAAUUCCUAAACAACGAACUGGAAAGAUCUCAAAUCAACUAUCAAGUACAAUAUCAAACGCUUUAAUUAUAUAUUAGUGAUCAAGUGAAUUCCAUUAAUUUAAAAUAGUGUUAUUGUGU